UAUGGAGAAACAAUCUUUCAACUUUUUCAGCAGAAAUUCUCUCUUUGCCCCAGAUAAGGAAGCAAGAAGAAGUAAAUUUGGCAACAAUGGCGGCGGAUUCCUGCUCACAUUGGUGGCACGCUCCCUUCUACGUCUCCCUCUCCAUUGCUCUGGCGUUCGUGGGCAUCUCCACCAGCAUCCACCACUCCAAUCACAGCCCUCAACCCGCACCACUUCUUCAUCACAGCCUCUCCAUCAACGCUUCCCUCGCUCUCCGCCACCGCGGCGGCUUCACGGUCUUCGCCGCCCUCCUCCAGAUCUCCCCGGACCUCUUCCUCUCUCCGCCGGAAUCCACCGUGUUCGCCGUCCCCGACUCCGCCUUCUCGAACCUCUCCCUCCCUUCUUGGGCCAUCAAGCACCUCCUCCUCUACCACACCUCCCCUUCCUCGCUUCCGUUCCGAUCAUUUCUCAAGAACUCUCCGGGCACCUGCCUUUCCACCCUUCUCCAUGACCGGACCGUUCAGAUCUCCAAGAUUGAUCAAGAAAACGGCCAUUUUGAGAUCAACAAUGUUUCUAUCACAUACCCAGAUCUAUUCCUCGGAAACCGCCUCGUCGUCCACGGAGUAGCCGGGUUCUUCUCGCCGGUGAACCUCAACCGGAGGGAUGAUAUCAUUCAGUCGCCGCCGGCGUGUGAAUCGGAGUUCCAAUGGUCAAGAAUCGUCCGGUCUCUGAGCUCUAACGGGUUCGUGUCAUUCGCGAUCGGACUCCACUCUGUUCUUGACACCAUCGCCGUGAAUAUGGGCUCCGUCACCGUCUUAGCGCCGCCGAGCCUGGGAUUCUUGGACUCGCCGUCGCCAUUGCUGGACAGAGUGGUGAAGCUUCAUUUACUGCCUCGGAUGUAUCGUUUUGAUGAACUGGCGUCUCUGCCAAAUGGGUCUGUUCUGAAGACUCUGUUUCCAGGUGCAGAGCUGAUGAUCAGUGUUGAUAAUGUUACCAAAAGCGUAACAGUUAAUGGAGUUGAGAUCACCGCACCAGAUGUUUUGAGAUCGGAACAUUUCACAGUCCAUGCCAUUUCUCGAGCUCUGGGAGUGUAUAGUCAUGAUUCUUGAUCAGAUUGUUUACUUCUGAAGCUGCUGCUGCUCUGUUUUUCUGUUUCUUUUUUUGCCAAUUGCACAGCAAAAAGCUUAUGGACUUGAAGUUUGAAAAUUUGGUAUUGGAACAAAAAAGUGAAAAACAUCUGAAUUUAGUUUUAAAAUGAUAGCACCGGUGAAAGAAGUCUUAGAUCAAAUACGAUUAACGACAAAAGC
This is a messenger RNA of Cuscuta epithymum, 1286 nucleotides long. NCBI's taxonomy places the organism in Eukaryota, Viridiplantae, Streptophyta, Magnoliopsida, Solanales, Convolvulaceae. The record is from the annotation of a GenBank genome assembly.